AUGAGUAAACUUAUAAAUGUGUAUGCCAGCCCAGAAUUGAGACAAACGCUAGAUGAGGCACUUCCAGGUGUAUUUUCUAGACUAGGCUACACCGAAAACUACACUUUGAUAGACACCAAAUUGAUCAUAGGGUAUUCGAUCGCUUUGCUCGCCGGGGUUUCGUUUUUGCUGGACAAGAAACUUGACUUCCAGGAAUCACUCACGUAUCAAAAGCUGCUUGUAGCUGGUAACCUGGUUUUGUCCGUGGUAUUCUGGUAUUAUACGAAAUUUGUCCUCAGAGACGUUAAAUACGUUGGUAAGAGCAAAUCUUCUGAAAUCAAAGUGUCAACCAGACUAGAGAAAAAUGACUUUAAAUACGAUGUCAUGUUGGUAAAAGGGCCAAAUAGCUGUGUCAAGUGCGUAUUGCCAGCAAACGAGGUGUUUACGGAGGCAGGUUACCUUCAAGCAGACUUAUUGUACCAAUGGUUCCAACAACAGCUGAAAAAAGCUUGA
Messenger RNA from Lachancea mirantina, 492 nucleotides. The record is from the annotation of a GenBank genome assembly. NCBI's taxonomy places the organism in Eukaryota, Fungi, Ascomycota, Saccharomycetes, Saccharomycetales, Saccharomycetaceae.